Messenger RNA from Aaosphaeria arxii CBS 175.79, 5585 nucleotides. RefSeq lists its product as uncharacterized. Bases 153 to 5177 code for a protein of 1674 amino acids. Lineage: Eukaryota; Fungi; Ascomycota; Dothideomycetes; Pleosporales. The transcript has a single exon. The record is from RefSeq and is a predicted model, not a curated record. Gene Ontology annotation, cellular component: HDA1 complex.
CGCCCCUCCUUGCCAACAAUAGACAGAAAAGAAAACAUACGUUACUUGGCGUCGACACCGUUCGAAUAAAUUGCACCAGGCCUGGUCAAUAUAGCAAUGCGUGAACCCUCCUCAACAACACCCAAAACUCCUCGGUCCCUUGCCGUCGCAUCAUGACCCGCAGCGUCCUUCAUGAGACACGAUCCGCAACGCACGAUAGCCCAAGCACGCCCGCCGCGACGCCGCGCCGCGAGUCAAGGAAGAGAAAGCGACCAGUUCGAUACACAGACUCCAGCGAUGUUGAGUCUUCGCUCCCAGGGCUAGCACCACCAGCUACAAAGAUCGGAGCGGCAUCCGCACGACGAGAGCUGGAGGACGAUGGCGGACAGGAUGGACAACAAGAUCGGCCAGGGAAGUUGAAACGGAUACGUCGUGGGCGCCGGUACAAUGAACCUCUUCCCUUUUCUUCAGAAGCGGAGGAUAAUGCUGUGCCUCACAAGGGCAAACAAAAGGCAGUAGUAGAGAAGGAGGGCGAGGAGGAAGAUGAUGAUGAAGAAGAAGAAGAGCCUGGGGAAAAGCUCUGGGCUGCGGUACGGAUCCUCUCCGCAAACUCCACGAAGUAUCUCAUCGAGUGGGAAGACAUCGACCCGGCGACAGGCGUUCCGUAUGAACCUACCUGGGAAGAUAAAAAAUGUGCGAAUGCUGCGCUUAGGGCAGAAUGGACAGAGCAACAACGGAAGGAGAAGAAGGAGAAGAGAGAAAAGAUUUUGGAGGGACGCAAGAAGGCGAGAGAGCGGAAGAGGCAGUCCAGAGGCAACAAGGUCCCGCAAGAACAGGGAGAGAAGGAGAAGGGGAAUGAUAAAGAGUUGGUGCAAGUUCAUGUACAACCAGGGAGUCAAUUCGACGCUGCGGAUUUCGAGAGGUUCAGUCAGUUGCCUGGGGGUUCUAGUCAGAUCACAGAAAUACAGCAGCAGACACAAAUGUCGAGUUUGCCGUCAUCUUCCGCUUCGUCAUCAGUGCCUGACGCGUCAAACAAGGGCAUCGCUCAGCAUGAAAGCAAUAAGAAGAGAGAGGAAACUUUCUCAGACAUAUCCACAGCCUCUCAGAGUUAUGCCAAUAGCCAAGAUAGUUUCAUUCCUGGAAGCGAGCCGCAGACCCAGAGCCAAUCCGCGAUAUCGUCAAAAGAGAUACCAGAUACAACUACUACAGAAGUUUGGUCUCAGGAGGCUGAGUAUGCACGAACGCCUUCGCCUUUUGUUCGAAGUCAAAAGUCCAUCGGCCAACUCGAUCCAAUCGAGACAUCCUCACAACUACAACAACAAAGCGAUCCACAGACGGAUGCGCAAUCCCUCUCUGGACACACGUUCAGGACUGAAGAAGAGAACCAUAUCGAUAUUGAGAUACCCGAAAGCCCUGAACAGGCGGAGCCUGAGUCUCUUGAACAAAUCGACCACCAGGAAGCAGAGUCGCAGACGGAGUCGCUGGGUAGGACUGAGCAAAUAAGCUUGGUUCCCGAUUCACAGGCCGAAGACGGCAUCGGAAGUCAGCCUUUCCAAGUCGAGGAGGUGCCACAAAUCACAAAUCAGUGGAAACAAUCUGCACCACGCAGCGAGAUUUCCGAAUCCGAGGCGAACACGCGCACUGAACAGCAAUCUGUAACGGAGACUUCUCAUGAGGGGCAACACUCGCCAUUGCAAUCUGGGUUUGAGGCUGUUUCCGAGGGCCCGGUCACCCCACAUCAUAUAUCACCAAUACACUUCGCGCAGCCAACACCACGACGGUCUGUUCAAUUAUCGCAAAUCCUACAAAUACAGUCCACAGAUGAAGAUACUCGUCGUUCAGUACUGGUCACCAAAACCUUGCCCCAAAACAAUCAGUCUGCAGACCAUCCCAAAUCAGGUAUAGCGACUAGUGCCAAGAAAUCGCACCCUAGGGUUGCAGCAAGCUCGGACCUAAUUGUAUCACGACCAUCUCAAACGCAUCCGUCGUCCUCGAUUUCUCAACAACCUCAUAUCACCAACACCCAGAGCAGUCAAGAUUCUGCGCGUCUAUCAAUUAAUAACUUACUAAAUCCUUCUCCCUUUGAAAAUUCGCUUGAAAAUCAGGCCCCAGCGGUCUCAAAGUCUGCCCCAUCCUCCCAACAAAGGCCGUAUUCAAGCAGACCCAUUGGUGGCACGACAAUCAAUCCAAGGCCUGCCAACGUUUCUUCCUCCACCGUCAGACAUCAUCUUGAUUCUCCCCAAGAAAUUUCAUUACCAGACUAUCUCCCCAUUCCAGCAACUCAAGGUUCUUACCUUCACGCUCAGCAUAGCGUGCUUGAGAAUACAACACAAGCAAGCCAGCUGCCGUACGAGCACCCAAAAUCACUUACUACCCAGCUUCACUCUGAAGACGAAUCUCACCAACAAGGUUCGUACGAAAUCCACUGGACUAAGCCUAAAGUUGUAGAGGUUUCUUUGCCACGGCCUGCAGACUGGCAGGUCAAGUUCGUUAGAUACCGUCCUCCCUGGCGCACGUACUUUGGUUCUGGUCAGAAAUCACAACCAAGCAUCACUUCAUCCACUACACCCAUUGUGGAAUCCGUGUACCAUUCCAAUCCAAUCAGAGGCUUCUCGCAGCAAAACGCGCAGAUUGUGCAACCCGAGGUAUACAUUGAUUCGCAAGAGUCACUAAGCAGCAUCUACGACACUGUUGAGGUGGCCCCAUCAGUCGAUCGCGCUGCACCUAAAUCAGCUUCACCAGCUUCAAGGCACGACUCGUCACAGGAGUCGCCCCUCGUUUCAGCUUCGGGCGACCUUUCAUCCAUUCCAGAACCACCGUCGCAAUCUUUGGACGGCAUUAAUUCUACAGCUCCGCAUAGACCCAUCAGUCCAGGUAACACCAUGGCGUCGGGUUCGGGAAGCCAUGAAGAGAACAUGAGUCCCGAGGACCAGGAGUACCAGAGGAGAUUCCAAGAGAAAAUCGACCAAGCAGUGGCCAAAGCACGAGCGGACUACAAGCCUAGGAAACUGCUUGGGCGUGCUGCAGAAACUCACGAUGAGGGGACGAGAUCACCAUCAACAAUUCCAGACCAGUCUCCACAAAGACAGGAGCCAGCGUCGUUACGAACAACUGCAAUAAUUUCUGCUGCCGUGGAGAUGACAGAGACUCCUCAUCUAGUACCUCCGCCACCUCCACCUCCGGCUGCUCCAGCCCCCACCCCAAUCUCAAACCCUACGCCUGUGGUCCAGGAAGCUCCCGACGUCCAAGUUACGACAGAUGAAGAUAUUGAGCUAGAGCACACUGAAAGUAGCGAAGACAGCGAGAGCCUGCUGCAGGACGACUUCGGACUUCUCCCAGAGGAACAUAUCGUCGCACUCGCUCUAGAAGGUCGGCAAAGGAGCAUGUAUCUGGACGAAAUCAACCGACACGAAGACUUGAUCAACAAGCUGCUUCAAAAUGCGGAUGAGUUCAAUGAAACCGAAAAACUAGACAAUGUUCUUCGACGUCUGCACGCAAUAGAGACGCAUAUGGAUCUUAUCUGGGCCGAGUCCGAAAGCACCUCACAGAUGACAGGUGCCCUGACGCAGGCCCAGUGGGAUUGCGACAGCUCCGUCAAGUUCAGGUUCCUAGGCACCUUCUUUCACGCUCUGCGAGAACAAGAUAUGAACAUCGCUAUCGUUGUCGAGAACGACAACACCAGAUUGCUGGACAUGCUUGAGAAGUUUUGUAAAGGCAAAUUCUUGAACUACAAAUAUCCAGCCAAGGGACGCAGCUCAGACGUAACAACCACAGAAGGCUCCCUGUAUAUCACCUUGCUAUCUUACGAGUCGAGCCCCGUGAUGCGUCCUCCGGAUGUUGUAAUCUGCGUGGACGGCACGCUCAAUGCGACUCAGAUACGAAAGAAGCCCUGGGCAGCCAACCCUGAUCGCCCAGCUGUGCCAAUCUUAGACCUGGUGAUUCCUAGGUCAGUCAGUCACAUCGAGCGAUAUGUCUCCAACAACUUGGGCACCAACAGGCGCUUGCACACCAUUUUCGCAGCAUUGAGCCAAAUCAUCUCGGACGUUGGGCGACCACUUUCCAGAACGCCUAGUGCAAUCUCUGCUGCAAGAGAGGUGGCCAACUUCGUUCAACUGCUCCAAGACCCAAAUGUCCACGAGCCUCCUGAGUGGCCGUUGCCAUUAAUCGGUAGCGUUAAGAGCGAGAUCGAAUAUGCAUCACAGCAAACAGAGGUGGCGAUGACUUCACCACCACCGGAAGUGCCUACGCCUCUGAAGUUGUCAAAACGCCCAUUAGAUGAGGAAGUACUGGACCCUGCGAAACGGAUGCGGAUGACGCCUCAGCCUAUACCCAACACCAACGAGUCGGGCACUGAGAAUCCAGUCAAUGUCACGCAGGCUAGCGAUUCUGUGCCAAGCAGUGCGGUCAGCAUUGCUGAAUUGCAAGAGCAACUACGUCGGGAACGCGAACUCCGUAAAGCCAGCGACAAACGCGCGAGGGAGUUCGAGGCUGCGCUGGAUAAACGACAUCUGGACUAUGAGAAUCUCAAGCGAGAUCACCUGGCGGUGAUGAACGAGAUGAAUUCAACCAAGAUUCGUAUGGAAGCUAUGCUCAAGUCCAAACAACAGGUCCAAGAUCGGUACGAUGCCUUAACCGUGGAGGUCAACACGAUCCGCGAGCAGCAAAGUCACCUACAAUCUGUCGCACUUGCCUCAGAAGAUAUAAAGACUGCCGAAAUCGCCCGGUUGACCGACGCCUUAGCUACCUCAACUUCCGCCGAGGCAAAGGCACAGAAGAAGAUUACAACCGCAGACUCUACUCUAGAAUACACAAAGGAGCAGUACCGUCUCGCACAAGACCGUGCUUCAGAGCUAUCCACCGAGAAUGCCGCACUCCAGGCUGAAGUAGCGACUCUCCGCAAAUCCUCCACCGAUCAACGUCUAAAACUCAAAAUGGCAUCGCACGCAGCGUCUCACGCCGUACUCGAGAAAAAGGUCGAGCGAGCUCACAAUGAGAACGCGAUCCUAUCACGCUUGCUCCAGCAAAAGGAGGAAGAGAUCAAAGGCCUCAAGGAGAAGAAGAGUGGCGGAUAUGGCACACGAGGGAGUAGUGUUCCCCGUAGUCCCAGGGUUGGUGCUGGAGGCGCCGGUAGCAGGGCUGCCAGUCCUGUCGUUGGUGGGAACGGCAGAGACAGAAUCAGCAAUCUGAGGAACGGAUGAGCGGUAUUGCAUCGAGGCAGCAUUUCUGUUUCUCGGUGUACGGUUCCCCAUUCAUUCGAGCGGAUCGUGAGGUCGGUCCUACACAUCUAUUCCAACUCUCCUUGGUUUUGCAAAAAUAACAAAUACCUCGCAUAUUACAACGGCGUUUCUUUAACAUUUUCUCUCCUUUCCUUUCUUUGAUCCAAAAGCAAAUACUUGCUCACAGGUCACCAUCUCAGGCAUUUGCACAGGCGACACAGAUGUCAUCAUCAGGUACCCCACACCACCACAUUCAGCAAGCAUACGAUACCCAUCUUUAUCCAAUUAUCUUAUCUCGGUACCUCUCUUGAAUUUUCUUGUAAUUACACAGUAGUUUCCCACGGCCUCCCAUCAUUCUCGGAAAUAAAUAACUAGGGCUGAUUAUCGUAG